AUGCCGGCUGACCCUGGGCCCGAGGCGGGCAGUGGCUGGCCGGGCUUCCUCAUGUCCUGCCUGAAGGGGCCCCACGUCAUCCUCAAGAUGGAGGCCAUGAAGAUGGUCCACCCUGAGAAGUUCCCCGAGCUGCAGGCGGCCGCCCCCUGCUUCCCACCCGCACCCCGGCCCACCCCCGCUCUGGCACCCAAGAGAGCCUGGCCCUCAGACACAGAGAUCAUCGUCAACCAGGCCUGUGGGGGGGACAUGCCCGCCCUGGAAGGGGCGCCCCGCACCCCGCCGCUGCCACGUCGGCCUCGCAAGGGCAGCGCGGAGCUGGGCUUCCCCCGAGUGGCGCCGGCGGACGAGGUCAUCGUGAAUCAGUACGUGAUUCGGCCCGGGCCUGCGGCCUCAGGGGCCUCCACGGCAGCGGCAGCGGCUGCAGGAGAGCCUCUGGAGUGCCCCACCUGCGGGCACACGUACAACGUCACGCAGCGGCGGCCCCGCGUGCUGUCCUGCCUGCACUCUGUGUGUGAGCAGUGCUUGCAGAUUCUCUACGAGUCUUGCCCCAAGUACAAGUUCAUCUCCUGUCCCACCUGCCGUCGCGAGACUGUGCUCUUCACUGACUACGGCCUGGCUGCGCUGGCCGUCAACACGUCCAUCUUGAGCCGCCUGCCACCCGAGGCACUGACCGCUCCGUCCGGUGGCCAGUGGGGGGGCGAGCCUGAGGGCAGCUGCUACCAGACCUUCCGGCAGUACUGCGGGGCCGCGUGCACCUGCCACGUGCGGAACCCGCUGUCUGCCUGCUCCAUCAUGUAGCGCCCACCCGCCCGCCACCGCCCACCGGUCCUCGCCCGCUGCUUCUUCAGGGAUCUGGCCCUGCCCUGUUGCCCACUGACCCCUUGCCCACCACAGCUUCUGGCCCCCACCCGCGUGGCACUGUCGCUGCAGCCAACUUUGCCAUUAAA
Messenger RNA from Physeter macrocephalus (sperm whale), 947 nucleotides. It is a transcript of the gene RNF208, whose product is annotated as ring finger protein 208. Gene Ontology annotation, biological process: protein ubiquitination. Lineage: Eukaryota; Metazoa; Chordata; Mammalia; Artiodactyla; Physeteridae. The record is from RefSeq and is a predicted model, not a curated record. Gene Ontology annotation, molecular function: ubiquitin protein ligase activity. The transcript has a single exon. The coding region runs from base 1 to 798 and encodes 265 amino acids.